Messenger RNA from Acaulospora colombiana, 216 nucleotides. The record is from the annotation of a GenBank genome assembly. Lineage: Eukaryota; Fungi; Glomeromycota; Glomeromycetes; Diversisporales; Acaulosporaceae.
GGGAUCAAUCCACUUGAUUUGGAGAUGGGUGUCAAAUAUUAUCUGUGUGACGCUGAUUGUCAUAGCACGGUUAAUAAUUAUCCCAGUCGUCGUUCUUCGAAAUCCGAAAACGUUAAUAGUAAUCAUCAGAUGAAUUCAUCCAUUUCGAACCUUCGGGACACAAACACUGAAUCGGAUAAAGGAAGCGGUAAUCUGCUGACCGGUUCUCCACAAUGA